GCCGGCAUGGUGGCUGCCACCGUGCCUCUUCAUGUUCUUUCAAUUGAAAAAGACGGUUUAAAGAUUGGACCUCUCCUCUUCCUCUUCGCCCAAGCCCAGAGCCUGAACCCGCUCGCUCGCCGGCGAUCUUCCGGUUGCCGUACGAUGGACGCUCUCGCAUCGCAGGCGAAGCAGGCGGGCCGCCUCUGGCUCGCCGGAUUCACAGAAGCGUGCUCUCUCCAUCGUGUCGUCAUCUUCUGCUUGAGUUCGAAGAUGCUGUCAAUCAGAACCGGCCAGUGCUUCCUCUUGAACGGAUUCAUUUUCUUGGGAAGUUUAUUUACACUAAAGUCUGCAGUCAUCCCAACCCUGAUGUGGAUAUUACCUGAUCAAUGUGAAAAAUUAAGUUCACAGAGUCUUUGCGACCAUAAAGCAGCUUUAGCACUUUAUUCCUUCUUACGUUUCAUCCUUGUUCAGAUUUUCUAUAUUUUCUGGUUUUAUCCUCUUUAUGUUUUCAGCUUCAUACUGUGCACCCUCUGGUACAAUGACAUCGCUAAGAAUGCUUUUGAUGUUCUGGGAAAACAAGGACCUUCCAAUGCACAAAUACCUAACAGAAAUGAUUUACCGGACUCUCAGAGUGUCAGACACAUGGGCAGGCCAGGUGGAUUUGAGCGGGUCUUACUUGGAAUUGGUGAACAGGUUUAUUCGAUCCUUCUGCUAAACAUCUUCUUCAUAGAGAUCUUUGCUAUGGGGUUUAUACCCUAUAUUGGCAAGGCAAUCAAUUUUCUGCUUCUUUCCUUGAUGUAUGCCUACUACUGUUUUGAGUACAAAUGGAAUUUUUCUGAAAAGAGUUUAAAUGAAAGGCUUGAGUUCUUCGAAUCCAACUGGUCAUUUUUUGCGGGAUUUGGAAGCCCAUGUGUUCUUCCAAUUCUCUUUUUCUCUACACUUGUAAGCUAUGGUAUUAUGGCCAUGCUUUAUCCGCUGUUUGUUUUGACAGCAGCAGGCACUCAAUCUGAGGAAGUUAUUGAUUUUAUAAAAGGUUCAUGGGGGGGAGGUGGACCAAGAAAGCUUCGAUUAUUUUAUGCUGCAGACAAAGUAUCGAUGCUGGUAUUGCAAUUGUUCCCUAAAGUGAGCAAAGAACAUUGACUAAUUAUGGAAGCCACAGGAAGUCGUCCUAUUCUAUCAUACUUUUCUUUUUUCUUUGAGAAAUUUGAUGAUCACAGUAGGAGUCAAACCCACCUAUGCACACUGCUUGUAGAAGUGCUGUGGUUUCACCUCCUUGUACAGGAACUGAAGGAGAACGAUGCUGGUUGAUGCUGUUAAGCUCCUAUUGGAAAUCACUGCAAUUGUAAGUAGGUAGAAUUUAUUGAUGCUUGUUAAAUUUUAUUUAAUCAAUUGAUGAAGGAAACUUCAUUCGCUGCAA
Messenger RNA from Phoenix dactylifera (date palm), 1399 nucleotides. RefSeq names its product protein EI24 homolog. Gene Ontology annotation, biological process: macroautophagy. Lineage: Eukaryota; Viridiplantae; Streptophyta; Magnoliopsida; Arecales; Arecaceae. The record is from RefSeq and is a predicted model, not a curated record. Gene Ontology annotation, cellular component: endoplasmic reticulum.